UUUUUGCCCGGCUUCUUUGCUUUAGUCAUUAUUCUGUGUAUUCCAAAGUGGACCAAAGUACUAAAUAAAGUUGCACAGCCGCAACCGAAGUGCUUUCUCCAAAAAAUACGAGUCUACGAUGUUUUAAAUUUAAAACCACGGUAUAAUAGCCUCAUAGCCAUCGUAGUUUUCGUAAAAUACAAAUAUAUAAGUUAAAUCUUAUAUGGCUCCACCACGAAGGAUUUCUAGAGAGCAGUUGGAGGUGAUGAUAGAUUUUCUAGAGCAGAAUAAAGGGAUGUGCAUGGGAACGCCUUCAAACGGUACAGCGGCGUCCACGGCCACCAGUGCCCACAACGCUGUGCGACAAACUUGGAACGAGCUCGGCAAACUGCUCAAUGCUGUACCGGGAGGAGCUUUGAAAACUGCAGAUGGUUGGAAAAAGUAUUGGUUUGAAUGGCGACAUAAGAGUAGAAAAAAAGCAAAUGAUGCUAGACGGUUUGAAGAAAAUCCUCAUGGUGGUCCAAGCAGGUUCGCUCCACUUAAUGACUUGGAAGUCAGAGUAUUAGAACUAAGCGGCAGCAAUUUAGUGAGAUCUAAGUCAAAACCUAUUAAAGAACUAGAAAACAUGUUGGCUGAUAAUUCUGACAGUGAUCCCAUUGGGCAUCAUUCUCCAGAAAAUAUUAAAGCCGAGCCACUGCCAAUACACAAAGUUCAUAAAACAAGGAGUUCUACCAAAGGAUCUGCAGCACCUGAUGAAGCUAGACACGGAACGCCACCUCCACAAUGGGCUUUAGAACUAGAAGAAAGACGAAUUGCAGCCGAGGAGCGUAUGGCUGCAGCAUUAGAGUCCAUGGCAUCCAUUAUGAGGCUUCAAGAAGAGCGGAGAUCCAUGCUAGAUGAGAGGAUAGCAGACACAUUGACAUCUGUUGCUGGAAAUUUCCAAGAACUCAAUAGUGGAGUACAAGAAGCUGUGAUGCACCUACAAAGGCUACGUCCUGUCCAGUCAAGUGGGCCCGAUAUCAAAGACCAUGUCUUCAUUUAAAUUAAUACUAUGAAAAAAUAGGCAGCAUUUUGAAAAAGAAAUGUAUUUUAACAUCUAGUCAACAUGAAUAAAAAUUGAGUUAUUUCGAAUAAGAAAUGAAAUGACAAAUACGUAUAUUGUUGUCAGGGCUUGGAACCGUUUUUUUUUUUUUAAACCCCGAAAUAGCUCAAUAUUUUUAAUUAUUUUAUGCUCUUUAGGUAGGACUGAAUCAUGUAUUUAGGUAAAAUUUCCUAUUAUUAAAUUGUCCCAUUAAAAAUGAAAUAAUAUACCAAAGAACGUAAUAAUACCGGUAUUUUUUCUAUGAAGAAAAAAACCGGUUCCGAGCCUUAAUUGUAGUAAUUUAAUAAGCAUGGCAAUGAUGUAGGAAUAAUGGCUGCUAUAAAAAGAAUAAAGGCUGGUCCUUUAAAUGUUAUUAUUAUUACACUAUGUGUAAACAAAACCAAUGUACAAACAGCAACACUCUUAACUGUACAUCAGUAGACCUUAUUACAAAAGGCAUAAGGUCCACCGAUGGACAGAGUGUGGGCGAUGAUACUUAAAUUGGAUUGGAUUGUGAUUUUAUAUAAAAUGAGCAAUAAUUAUUAACUUGUAUAAUAAUUUCAUCAUAAAAGGGUAUCAAGAAUUAUUUAAAGACUGGUUGACCCUGAUUUA
Messenger RNA from Cydia strobilella, 1672 nucleotides. RefSeq lists its product as uncharacterized. The transcript has 3 exons. The record is from RefSeq and is a predicted model, not a curated record. Bases 203 to 1021 code for a protein of 272 amino acids. Lineage: Eukaryota; Metazoa; Arthropoda; Insecta; Lepidoptera; Tortricidae.